AUGGAGGAGAAGAGAGCUAUGUUUCAGUACUCACUGAUCCUAUUCAUGGUGGUUUCCAGUUUCGCUCUCGAAUCCGUGGCUGCAGAGAGCUACUGCCACGCGCAACGUCGUGUCUUGGUGAAUGCAUGCAAGAGGCUGAUCUUGAGGCAGUCUCCAACCGCUGAAUGUUGUCUUAGAAUAAGGAACACUCCUAUGUAUUGCGUAUGCUCUAUUGUAACCCCGAAGCUCGCGGCUCUCGUCACUGCUGAUGAUGUUCGUUACGCUGUUGGGGUCAUACGUCAAUGCGGUCGACCUGUAGCCCGUGGUACCAAGUGUGGAAGUCUUACAGCUCCAUGA
Microthlaspi erraticum is the source of this 336-nucleotide messenger RNA. The record is from the annotation of a GenBank genome assembly. Lineage: Eukaryota; Viridiplantae; Streptophyta; Magnoliopsida; Brassicales; Brassicaceae.